Vigna angularis (adzuki bean) is the source of this 2630-nucleotide messenger RNA. RefSeq names its product putative pentatricopeptide repeat-containing protein At1g74400. Gene Ontology annotation, biological process: RNA modification. The record is from RefSeq and is a predicted model, not a curated record. Gene Ontology annotation, molecular function: protein binding; RNA binding. NCBI's taxonomy places the organism in Eukaryota, Viridiplantae, Streptophyta, Magnoliopsida, Fabales, Fabaceae. Bases 306 to 1676 code for a protein of 456 amino acids. The transcript has a single exon.
UAUAAAUUAAAUUUAAAUUUAAAUUCAAUUUUAAUUAAAUUUAAUCUUGUAAAUUAUAAAUUAAUGUUAAUUUUAAUUAAAUUUAACUUAAUAAAAUAUAAAUUAAAUUUUUUUUUGUGGGUAUUUGCGGAUACGAAUAAUAUAAUACUUGCAUCCGACGUGUUUAUAAGCGGGUAUUAAAAUAUUCACUACCCAUGAAUUGCGGAUAAUAAAUAUUUGCAGAUAUCAACUAUUCGUCACGGAUUUUAUUCGCGGACGCAGAUUUUUUUGCCAUCCCUAAUUGUAAAGGGUAGUGAGUUGUAUACAUGCAUAACAUCGCAGAACUGAGAACUGAACGUGUGAUAUUCAUGACACACUUAAAAUGGUUCAACUCUUUGCUUGGAAGCUGUGCGAACCGGUUGGUUCAUGUUUCCAUGUCCACGUGCAAUCACAAAGCUGAGUUCCCCAUUGGCCUCAAACCACCAAAACCCAACCAAACCCUUAGGAAUCACCUUGAAUGCAAUAGGCACACCAAAGUGCUUCUCCUCUUCAGAUCCUUGUUAAGAAAAAGACCAACUUUCAACGCCAUUGACAGUUUUUCUCUGCUUUAUGCCCUCAAAGCCUGCAACAACAAACACUCCUCCACCCAAGGAAAACAACUGCAUACCCUCAUCGUAAAACUUGGGUACCAAGCCAUAGUUCAACUCCAGACAUCCCUUUUAAAAGUCUACGCCCAGAGUGGCAACCUACGUGAUGCACACCAAGUGUUCGUUCAAAUACCCUCUAAGAAUACCAUAUGCUGGACCUCUUUGAUAUCCGCCUAUGUUGACAACCACAAGCCUGGGACAGCUUUGCAACUGUUCAAAGAGAUGCAAAGGAACAAUGUGGAACCUGAUGAAGUCACUGUGACCGUUGCCCUCUCUGCCUGUGCUGAGACCGGGGCACUGGAAAUGGGUGAAUGGAUUCAUGCCUUGGUCAGGUGUAAAGCAGGGCUGAACAGAGAUUUGUGUUUGGAUAAUGCUCUUAUAAACAUGUAUGCGAAAUGUGGGGAUGUUGUGACGGCUAGGAAGGUGUUUGAUGGCAUGAAAAAGAAAGAUAUCACAACUUGGACUUCCAUGAUCGUGGGGCAUGCAGUCCAUGGGCAAGCAAGUGACGCUCUUCAACUUUUUUCAGAAAUGAGCUCAGGUAGAGACAAGGGAGAUUGUGUCAUGACCCCAAAUGACGUAACGUUCAUUGGAGUUUUAAUGGCUUGCAGCCAUGCAGGGUUGGUUGAGGAAGGAAAGUGGCAUUUCAGAAGCAUGAGUGAAGUUUAUGGUAUAGAGCCUAAAGAGGCUCACUUUGGCUGUAUGGUGGAUCUCUUAUGCAGAGGUGGGCAUCUGAGAGAUGCCCAUGACUUCAUUAUGGAGAUGACAAUUCCACCAAGUGUGAUUGUCUGGCGAACCUUGUUGGGAGCUUGCUGUGUUCACGGUGAAUUAGAGUUAGCUGUCGAAGUUAGGCACAAACUACUCAAGUUGGAUCCUGGCUCUGUAGGUGACAGCGUUGCUAUGUCUAAUAUUUAUGCAAAUAAAGGCUUGUGGAACAACAAGAUACUUGUGAGGAAUCAGAUAAAACACUCAAGAGCUCCUGGUAGUAGCUCAAUUGAGGUGGAAAGUGGGGUUGGUGAAUUUCUGAUCGUUGAUGGCGAUCAUCCUUUAUGACAGAUAAGCGAUGAUGUUCCAUUGAAGCUUAUGGUUGAUUGCCAAGUUCGUUCUAUCCUAUUAAGCACCAAUGAGAGGUAGCUUACUUAUGUACAUGCUAAUCCCGCAAAGUUGUUUAGUUUCUUUUCUUUUCUGCUCCCAGUUCAACCAUUGUUAUUGUAGGUAAAAACAGGCUAGAGACAAACUACACAUUCGAACGGUAGAAGUGGUAAUAACUUAUAUAUGACAAGUAUAGCCAAUUCAAGAUUCAACAGUGAAGUUUAGUAUACGGAUAAAAAUGAGAGUCAAGAAUUCGCGAAUGAGUUUUCAAUGAUAUUGCCCCGUGAUCCAUAAGUGUUUUUUAUACCGAAUGCUAUCGGUAUGUAUGAUUGAUCGAAUAAAGGAAAAUAAUAGAGUUUUUUUUUCCCUUUAACUGACUCACCCCCACCUUACCUAUGGGUUGUUUUGUUUUGUAAUAAUGAAUCUGACUAAUCAUUGGCAUACGGGUAUACAAGGGGUUUGGGAUCUUUUGGAAUUGGGUUCCUAUCAAUCUCACCCCAUAUAAAUUUUGCCUUGUCCUCAAGAGAAAGGUAAGAAACUUCUCCUUGAUUCUCUUUGCUUCUUUCCAAGUAGCCUCUCCGACUGUUUGAGUAGUCCAAAGGAUAAGCCAUUCAUGACUACUUGCUAUCAUGCUUACUCUCUCUGGAUGCUAGAAUUGCCUUUGGAACAACUGGAUUUGUAUCUUAAACCUCUAUCUCAGGGAGCAUUGUGAUUUCUACUAAUAUACCUUGAUGAGAUUUCUUGGACGAUAAUACUUGGAAUACAGGAUGAACGUUGGAUUGCUUCUGGAAAUUGUAGCUUAUUAUACGCUACCUCCCUUAGGUGGGCUACAAUUUAGAAAGAACAAAAUAGCGUGGAGACAAUUUUGGAUUUAUCUAUGUUUACAGGCAAUAAAAUGGACAUAUUUAGAUGACC